This is a messenger RNA of Larimichthys crocea (large yellow croaker), 4251 nucleotides long. RefSeq names its product refilin A (gene rflna). Gene Ontology annotation, cellular component: actin filament bundle. The record is from RefSeq and is a predicted model, not a curated record. Bases 495 to 1157 code for a protein of 220 amino acids. Gene Ontology annotation, biological process: negative regulation of bone mineralization involved in bone maturation; actin filament bundle organization; skeletal system morphogenesis. The transcript is spliced from 3 exons. Gene Ontology annotation, molecular function: filamin binding. Lineage: Eukaryota; Metazoa; Chordata; Actinopteri; Sciaenidae.
ACACACACACACACACACACACACUCCCACCGACACACUCGCACAGUCAGAGCGCAGCGCAGAGGAGCGCAGCGCAGAUCGGUGCCAGACGCACGGUCCAACUUUUAGUUUUCUGGCGUCGUUGAAUUUAAUUCUGAGGAGUUUUAUGAAAUCACUUCUCGCUGCGGAGUCUCAGUCUGCUGGGUUUGAAAGUUUAAAGUCUGUUUUCGCUCCUUGGUUGGAAUAUCUUCGGGGAUUUUAAAAAGGUGGACGCUUCACGGCGCGCAGGUACGGCACCGUUUAAAGCGACAUAACGGCUGAUUUGAAGUCGGUGUGGACUCGGGUUCACACCUGUGGCUCCGAUCCUAACGCUGCUUGUCUCUGUUUGCAGGAGUCCUGCUGGGAAACAGUCGCUCUGGUUUCUUUGCGUCUCCGGAGCGCGCAGCAGCUCGGAGCGCGUCCAGACUUCGUGUGGCUCUGUGGGUUUUUUCUUUUUGACUUGAGUCGUCCCAGAAAUGGUGGGGCACCUACAUUUACAAGCGAUGGAUGAUAGCCUGAAAGGAAAGAACCGAGAAGGGCUGCUCGACAGUCCGGAUUCGGGGUUGCCCCCUAGUCCCAGUCCGCCCUUCUGCUCCCUCUCCCCGGGGCUGAUCGAGUCGCGCUCCGGCAGCUGCACGACGCCCGUCGAGGGCCAUCAUGGAUAUUAUAGAAAGGAGAGCAGAGAAGGCAAACUGCUGCCCUACCUGCUGCUCAACUCCACAGGAACCGACCUGAAGAAUCGCAUGCACCCCGUGUUCUUCGGGGAAAGCAUCAAGGUCAACCCCAAACCGGAGCAGGAAAUCAAGUGCAACUCAGAGGUGAAGUACGACUCCGACAAGCACUACCGGGACCAGGUCUACUGCGCCCCCGUUCCCACGGCCACCUCCUUCAGCGAGACGGUCGUGGCGGUGCGGAACUGCACCUGGAGGAGCUACAAAUCCCAGGUGUACCUGGAGCCGAGGCAGAAACCCAUCAGCUACCAGAGCACCACCAUCAUUUAUCCGAAACAUGCCAAGAACACUUACCGCACCACGCUCAACUACAACGCCGCGGGUUCACGCCGCUGGUUUGUCUCCACGGUGCAGCUGGAGUCGAGUGAGGAUACUAGUCCCUGUAUCAUCUACACAGAGGACCUGUAGGGGGUCCAAGCCCGUGGAGCACAUGGAAAGGGGGCUACCUGGUGAUCAUCUUAUUUUGUUUUUGGAGGACGAGGAACUUGGGAAGGCCCCUGUUGAAAGGGAAAUACUUCAGAAUCCACCAUCUUUACUCGCCAUGGAGGAAACUCUGGGAACCCUUUAGUGAUAUUUAGACUUUCUACUGAUGCAGUCUUUAAAAAAGGGAGUCGGUCCUCUGGCAGUUUAAAGCUGCACUUCAAUGGUUAAUGUCUUAUUUAAUACAAGAGCUGACAAAUUGGUGGCCUUUGCUCUCCUUCGGGUCGGAUUGAAACCUAAGGUGACAAUCAGAUCGUAGAUGUCGUGGAUUUUUAGCCGAGCCUGCCGCAAAAACCCCGUCACACCAAUGCAAAGCUUUCUAAUGUGGCUUUAUUGCACUUGUUAUAACACGGUCCUCUCUCUGUGGACUUUGGCAUUGCAGGGGGGAAUUUCAGCGCUACGUGUGAAAAAAAAGAAUCGGACCAAAGAUAGUUUGAACAGUUUGUCUCUUUGUACGAACACGCUUCUUGUUUUACAAGUUAACACAUUCAAAAAAAAAAAAACAGCAGCUUGUCUAUUUCAAUCAUUUAACGAAUUUAACUGUCUUGUUUAUUCAGCAGAACCAGAGUCCAGUCUCUAAAAAUCAAGUUUGAUCACAGGAAGGACGACAGCACAAUUACAAAAAGGGAGAUAUUUGAAUAUUUUGGUUGGAUAUUGGUGUUUUGGUGAAAAGUCAGUUAAUGAAGUUUGGGAAUUAUUAUUUAUUAAGAGUUUAAACGCUUAGAAACUCAAGUUAAUCUGCUUCAUCAGGACCGUGUGGGUGUAGAACCACAUCAUCUAUAGCUACGAGAUGUUUGCUUUGUUUCAAUCAGUGUAACAAGUUUGUCUUUAACCUGCUUUGGAGCCAGAUGCUGGAGCUUGUCAACACGGAAAAGCACCAUAAAAAUAAAAAAUUGACAAUCAGGGGGGAAGUAUUCAACUUCUCUGUCACAACUCAUUGUGUAUUGGACAAACUGUACCGAAGUCUCACUCAUCUACUUCUCCAUACGAGUCAAACAAACAGAAAAACAACAAUCAACUUCUCAAAAUCCAAAGACAAAAGACUCGGUGGCACCAGCUACUCGUAAAAAAACAAUCGCUACAUUUGUGCAUGAAACUAACAAAGGGUCCCAGUGAUUUACUAAAACAAGUAAAGAUUUGAGUCAAGAGAAACGUUUGCAGCUCUGUCCUAAAGUCAACACCGUUAGCUUUCGUUUAAAACGCUACAUUGAAAAACAACAAUCAUCCAAUCUGUGACUAUGCUAAUCUAGCUAACGUUAUUUGGUCAGUAAGUCUGACAUUUUGACCACAGUGUUUAAUAUUUUAAGGGAUUGUUGUUGUAACUUUUUAAAAAGUUUCAAACUAGUAAAACUGAGUAACGAGAAACGUUUGCAAAAGUCAACAACGUAGCGCAAGCUAACGUUAAACAAGGCGGCAACGUAGCAUCGCGCGCAACUUAAAGCAUAACUUCAUAAAUAAUACAUUUACAGAUUUAGCUGCUUGAAGUUUUAUAAAUAUAGUAAGUUUUCGUUUAAAGCGCGUACAUUGAAAAAUAAAUGUUUUUCAGCGUUUCAUCCAAUAUGUGACUAUGCUAAUGUAGCUAACGUUAUUCGGUCAUUACGUCUGACAUUUUGACCACAGUGUUUAAUAAUUUAAGGGACUGUUGUUGUUACUUUAGUGAAAUUAGAUUUUUUUAAAAGUGUUUCAAACUAGUAAAGAUUUGAGAAACGAGAAACGUUUGCAGCUCUGUCCAAAAGUCAACAAUGUAGCGCAAGCUAAUGUUAAACAAGGCGGCACUGUAGCAUCGCGACUUGAAGCAUAAAUUAAUAAAUAAUACAUUUACAGAUUUAGCUUUAGUUUUAUAAAUAUAGCAAACUAACAUUAUUAACUUUACUGUUUAAAGUGCGUGCAUUGAAAAAUAUGUGACUACUAACGUUAUUUGGUCAAUAAUGUUCAAUGAUUUAAUGUUUAAAUUGUUACUUUAGCAUCAGCGUCAGUUUCAAAAGACUCGAGUAAUGUGUAAACUGGUGGAUGGAAACAUCUGCAGCUAACGUAAUAACAAGCUAACGUUAAACAUGAAGUCACUAUAGCGUCACAACUUAUAAACUAAAUGAUUUUUCUUAAAGGGUCUUAACUACUUUUGGUUUUUGAAGCAUGAAACUUAUUAAAUUCAAAUAAAACACUACAGACAUGCACAAUCAUAAAUCGUAUAACAAUAACACAAUUAGAAAACUAAGAAUUAGUUUGCGUACAUCCCGAUUGUUUCAUUUUCCACCUGGUAAACGCGUAAAACUCGCCGUGGAGUUGCGAAUAGCUGGUGUAGUUGAGUGUUUCGGGUCGAAUUGUUCAGGUUCUGAUCCGAAAAAACAUCAAACAUCAAACUUUUCCCUGUUGAAGAUGUAAAAUAGAUUUUUAUCGAGCGUUUUCGUGACUUCUUUUUGUGUCUGUCUUAUAUAUAAAUAUAUAUAUAUUUAGAUUAUUGAACAUGGCAAAUAUUGAAACUUCAGACUUUACCUCAAAUCUUUCUUAGAUUUCAGUUUUAUUUCAUUGCAAAUGUGUAUUCCCGAUUUUUUCCCACGGUCUUGUUAUUUUCGGUUUGAAAUACCCUCCAGGUUCAUGUGCGAUGGUGACGGAGGUACGUGGAGGCGGUGCAUCAGUACUGUAGGACGGGUACUGUACGAGGUCUUUUAAAUGAGGGAACAAGCAAGUAGCAAAGACUAAAGAUGAGUGUUGUAACGUUUCUGGUAAGAUGACGGAGAGUUCUGCGAAGUGUCGAUGGUCCGAGAGCGGUGAGAGAAAGUUGGUGGGUGUCGUCAAGUUUGAAUCCGUUGGUUUUAUGUGAGAUACUUUCUGCGUUUCCUAACACUUGAUUUUGUUACUGUAAAAUAUUUUCCUGUUGUAUAUGUGGCAUCGAGGCACUUCAUAAUUCUUUAUAUUUUUGUACGUCAAAUCAUCGUUCCUGUUCUGAUCAAAAGGAAAUUAUUUAAAAAAAAGAUGUAUAUCCUGAUUGAAUAAAAAGAUACAAGCGAUUCCCAAACCCUGA